Messenger RNA from Paramecium octaurelia, 1529 nucleotides. The record is from the annotation of a GenBank genome assembly. Lineage: Eukaryota; Ciliophora; Oligohymenophorea; Peniculida; Parameciidae.
AUGGAUCAAAACCCUGAAUAAGAUAGAGAUUGGGAUGACUUAAAAGGAGUAUUAGCGGAAGACAUCAUUAAUAAAUUCAAAGAAGUGGGUCCAAAAGUAUAUAGUCAUCAAUAUGAAUUCAUAAAUUACUGCUUAGGAUAGGAUGUCAAUCAACAAUCUCCAGUGAUUGCUCUAAGAAGUUAAACUGGAAGUGGAAAGACAUUGUGUUUCCAAUCUCUGAUUUAUUAAGAAUUCAAGGAUAAACAUCAGAAAAUUAGUGAACAGAAAUAAAUCAAGUAGAAAGAUAAUACAAUGAAGGAAGUUAGAAUGUUAUAUCCUUAUACAAUAGUCUUAGGAUAGACUAUAUACUUGAAAUAACAUGAGGAGUACUUCAGAAAGCAUUUACCAGAGAGAUUGAAGAAUUAAAAUUUAAAAUUUUAAACUUUCUUUGCAUUUACAAAAGACAAUGUAUUAUAUUUCAUUAUUAGUGUAGUAAUUUCAAUAAGUAAAAGAGAAUAGAAUUGAAGAGGCUGAUUGUUAAGUGUAUCUUUGCCAUCCUAGUAAAAUGUUGGUGGGAUUAAAGAACCGUAUAAUUAAUGUGUCAAAUCUUCGAUAUUUGAUAAUCGAUGAGGCUGAUCAAUUAUUAGAGAAGAAUGAACAAAAUUAGGCUAGAGUUGAGACUAUGCAAUUGAUCUAAUUCAUUUUAGGAUAAACAAAUAAUUAAAGUUAUUAAAUUGUUUUUGUGAGUGCUAGCUUGAAACCUGAAGAAAUUUAAAGCCUUAUUAAGGAAUGUGUUUAAAAUAAUAUUGAUGCAAGCAAGAAAGUAGAUUCUAGAUUCUUGCAUAAAGAUGAAGAUGAUAUCUAAGAAGUUGUUUGUAAUUUAAGAGUUAUUCCAUCAAUUUAAUAACAGAUAUCUCCUUAUACAAUAGUUCAUAUGUAUAAAGAAGCUGUGGAAUAACCAGAGUAGAUCUUGGUGGAUUUAUUGAAGGAUGUAUUUGAUAAAUUUACAGAGGCUCAAGUUAUGAUAUUCUUUAACAAAAAAACAAUUGUUAAUGAAUUAAUAAAUUUAUUUAAAAAGUCUUAGAAAUUGGAAUACAUAGUUAAAAAUAAUUGGAUUGGGGAAUGUACAGGAGAUACCAAUUAAGUAGAUAGAGAAACAGUGAGAAAGGAAUUUAAAGAUGGAAAAAAGAAGAUUCUACUUUGUACUGAUGUUCUACAAAGAGGGAUGGAUUUUAGAAAGGUCAGAGUCAUCAUUCAUUAUGGAUUGCCAAUUACACCUGCAGGAGAGUUUAAAGAAGAGAGGUAAUCUCAUAUUAUAUCUGUAUUUAGUUAUUAUCAACGUUCAGGCAGAACAGGAAGAGCAAAAGAUGAAGGAGUGGUUGUCUCUUUGUUAUUGGAGGAUGAUCUAAAAUAAAAAAGACAAGAGAAAUUAGUGGAGAGUCUAGUGAUGAACAAUUCAAAAAUACAAAAGUAUGAUUAGAAGCAAUUCUGCACUGAUUUGGCUAAACUAUUGAAUUUAAAUAAAGAGUGAUAAAAAAUAAAUAUUAAAC